This is a messenger RNA of Nerophis ophidion (straightnose pipefish), 1768 nucleotides long. RefSeq names its product WD repeat domain 55 (gene wdr55). The record is from RefSeq and is a predicted model, not a curated record. Lineage: Eukaryota; Metazoa; Chordata; Actinopteri; Syngnathiformes; Syngnathidae. Gene Ontology annotation, molecular function: protein binding. The transcript is spliced from 4 exons. Bases 77 to 1315 code for a protein of 412 amino acids.
GUCCGCCAGGGGGCAUGAUCAACACUAGUGAUGUAAGGUGUAGAAGAAGAAAAGCGAGACAAAACAUGGGAGCAUCAUGGCCGUCACCUUACAGCACGCUGAGUUUCCUCCAGCCUCACAAAUUGACGAAGAAACCCCUCCAACAGACAGCAGAGAACCAGGCAGUUCAAAUUUCGAAGCGGAGGGUUUGGAUUCUGAUGAAGACGUAGGCGAUGAGUCUGAACCAAAGAUUCUGGACACCCCCCAGGACAUCCGGCUGGAGGCGAUAGCCAACACGGUGGCCGUCCACCCGGGCAGAGACAUGCUGGUGUGCGGGGAUGUGGAUGGUGACUUAUACGCCUUUUCCUACUCGUGCACGGAGGGGCGAAACAGGGAGCUGUGGUCUUCCGGGCACCACCUAAAGUCCUGCCGACAGGUGCGCUUCUCCGAGGACGGCCUGAAGCUCGUCAGCGUCUCCAGAGAUAAAGCUGUCCACAUGCUGGACGUGGAGCGAGGUCAGUUGGUCACGAGGAUCCGUGGCGCGCACGGAGUCGCCAUCAAUAGUCUGCUGCUGGUGGACAACAACAUCCUGGCCACUGGAGACGAUGGAGGAACCUUGAAGGUAUGGGACAUGCGGCAAGGCUCGGCCGUCAUGGAUUUGAAACAUCACGAUGACUACAUCGCCGAUAUCGCCGUGGACCCGGCCAAGAGAAUCCUGCUCACUGCAAGUGGCGACUGCACCAUGGGUGUCUUCAACAUCAAGAGGCGGCGCUUCGAGUUGCUGUCUGAGAACCAGAGCGGCGAUCUGACCUCUGUGGUGCUGAUGAAGCGAGGAAAGAAGGUGGUUUGUGGGUCCAGCGAAGGCACCAUCUACAUCUUCAACUGGAACGGCUUCGGCGCCACCAGCGAUCGCUUCACUGUCAAGGCAGAGUCAGUAGACUGCAUCGUCCCUGUCACUGACAGCAUCAUGUGCGCCGCCUCCAUGGACGGCUACAUCCGAGCAAUCAACCUCCUCCCCAACCGGGUCAUCGGCUGCAUUGGGCAGCACGUGGGGGAACCCAUCGAAGAGCUCGCCACCAGCUGGGACAAACGCUUUCUGCUCAGCUGCGCCCACGACCAGCUCAUCAAGUUUUGGGACAUUUCCACUUUGGCCACGACCACCGUCAACGAGUACCGCAAAAGGAAGAAAAAAGACGGACGCUUGAAAUCUCUGUCCAAGAAGGCUCUUGGAGACGACAACUUCUUCUCGGGACUUGCUGAGGAGCCGCAGAAAAACGACAAAGAAGAUGAAGACGUGCAGGAAGAGGAGGAUGACAGUGACAGCGAUAGCGGUUAAAAUACAAUGUUGGGUAUGCCUUUUAUUAAGAUUAUUGUUCAUAGAAUAAAAGAGUCAAUUGUUGAUUUUAUUUUUUUUAUUUUUUUUUUACCAAAUAUGCAACCUCAAUGAGCAUUAUGUUUAGAAUGGUGUCUAUACAGUAUAUUCACUACAAAUGUGUAAACAUUUCAAUGGAUGUGCAAAUUUAUGACAGAAAACAAUCUAAAAGACUUUUAUUUUCAUAGGACUCUGAUCCUGUGACGUGAGGAAAGAAAUAGGAGAUUAUUGAAAUGGCAAAAUUGUUAGAAAGCUGAAGUCUCCUGAUAAAGUGUAGAACAGAGAGAUUAUAUUUUGAACAAAUAUUAAGGGUGGAAAUGUCAUUGGCUGUUUGCCUUUCGACAUGGUUAACGGUCUCAAACGGUGUGGUACGCCAAAGAAUCACUUGAUUAAAGUACAGUGUUUUCUUUUCCUACA